Messenger RNA from Rubroshorea leprosula, 3250 nucleotides. The record is from the annotation of a GenBank genome assembly. Lineage: Eukaryota; Viridiplantae; Streptophyta; Magnoliopsida; Malvales; Dipterocarpaceae.
AAUCUUCGUCUGAAACUCAAAACUCUCUUUCUUCUUCUUCUUCUUCUUCUCCACUCCUCCGCUGUCGUAAACCCAUUAGAACCCUAAUCUCUCAUUCAUUCCAUUCUUAAAUUUGGUGAAUUUCAAGGGGGAUUAUGGUGAUGGCGGAGAAUGAGGCUGGAGAUGAUCACAAGGAGUUGAAGUCUCCAUGGAAGACUCCCGUGAUUGACGGGGAUAAGGCGGCUGAAGCUCCUGUUAUGGGAACAGAGUCUUGGCCUGCUCUUGCUGAUGCCCAUAACCGAAGCAAUACCCCGCCAGCUGCCACUUCUGCUCCAACCACUGCCCAGGGAGCAGCAGGCCAGCAGAAGUCAAAUGGGUCUGAAAACAGUAAUCCUCCUCAUAAACAUUCUUCAGUACGGCAUCAAAGGUCUGGCUCUAAGCGCAAUCCAAAUGCAGUGCCACCUUUUCCUGUACAAUACCCUCAUCGUCAACAUCUAGGACCAAUUUUUCCUGCAAUGUUACCUCAACCACCCAUUGCAAUUCCUGGGUUUGCUUACCCACCUUUACCUGGACACCGUCCUGGAUCCGAGACAACAAUGCAAACCUUUGCCCCUCCAGUUCAAGGCAUUUAUGCCAGCAGAAACAUACAGCCUCCUCCAAGGGGAGAUCCUGAUCCUUAUGCCCUCAGUUUUUCUCAUAGAAGGCCCAACAUGCAAGAACCCAGUUCCCAUUGGAAUCCUGCCUGGCAUAAUCAGAGAGCACUUAAUCCUAGAGACAAUGUUCGUAUGCAACAGGGUAUUGGAUCAAGACCUUUUCCUAGACCUCAGUUCCUUGGUCCAGUAAUGAUUGGUCCUGGAAUCCAGGGACCCAUAUACUACGUCCCUGUUGCAACUCCAGGCCCUAUGAGGGCACCUUAUCUUCCACGUUUUGCUCCAUUUCCUAUGAGUCCAGAGGCUUCUAUGCUGCCUCCAGAGACAGUAGCAUUGAGGGCAAAUAUUGUAAAACAAAUUGAGUAUUAUUUUAGUGAUGAAAAUCUUCAGAAUGAUCAUUACCUAAUUUCCUUGAUGAAUGAUCAAGGAUGGGUUGCAAUAUCUGCUAUUGCAGACUUUAAAAGGGUUAAGAGAAUGUGUAAUGACAUACCAUUUAUCCUCAAUGCCCUGCUCACUUCUAGUACUGUGGAAGUGCAGGGUGACAAGAUACGGAGAUGUAAUGAGUGGUUCAAGUGGAUUCCUGCUAAUGCUACUGCUGCAUCCAAUUCUGAAACUCAAGUCAAUGUAACUGACCCUUGUGGGAAUGCCAAUGCCAAUGAAGAUGAUCGAAGGGGAAAUACUGGAGAAAAUGUAGAAGGCCCAUUGAAUAAUGUAGUUUUGGAGAGCACAUCAUUGAGCCAAGAUCCUUCAGCAGUAUCAUGUAAAAGUAACAGUGAACCCAACACUACAAAUGUUUUGUUAAAUGUUGAAAAGCAAGAGUUUUCUGAUGAAAGUGCUGACUUGGAUAGAAAGUCAAUAUCUGAAUCCAACAUGAAAUUCUCAGAUGUGAAUGAGUCACAAAGAGUUGAUCAUGCUAGAAUUAGUGACCAUGCUAGAAUUAGUGACCAUGGAAUUAGAAGCCAGGAAUUACUAUCUGAUGUGGCUGUACAAAAUUAUAGUGACCUGUCAAAUGAUUUUGCAAACACAUUUAUGCUUGAUGAAGAGCUAGAGCUUGAGCAGAAAACACUAAAGAAGGAUGGUUUUUCACCAGUUAGAAGAUUGGAUGAGGAAGAUGAUGAAAUGGUUGUCAAUGAUAAGGCUGUUCAGAGACUUGUAAUUGUCACCCAGAAUAAUGGCAUCUGUGAAGGAUCAGAGACAGCCAGCCAAGAUUCUAAAUCAAUCACCAGUGAACUUGCUGCUGCAAUAAACGAUGGGCUUUACUUCUAUGAACAGGAACUAAAAAGUAAACAAUUUAGCCGUAGAAAGAAUAACCUUAUACAUGAGAACAAAGAUGGAAAUUCAAAGUCUCCAAGAUUUGCCUCAGGAUUAUCAUCAUUGAAGACUGGUGAACAUGCUUCUGGAAACGGUGGUCUUGAAGAGUCAGGAAGUGCCAAUUCUCGAAGGAAGCAAAAUAAAGGUUUCUUCAAGCAACAGUCAUUCCAUAAGCAAAGAUUUUUCUCUAGCAGCUUUAAGAAUCAUGGAACCAGUCAUAACUCUGGAAUAAUUUCUGAAAGUCCACCAAGCAAUUCAGUUGGAUAUUUCUUUGGUUCAACACCUCCAGAUAAUUAUGGUCCUCGGCCUUCAAAGUUGAGUUGUUCACCGCAUGGAUUUCUCUCUGGUAGUAGCCCACCUGUGGGUUCACUACCAAAGUCAUUCCCACCUUUUCAGCAUCCAAGCCAUCGGCUGUUAGAAGAGAAUGGUUUUACGCAACAGAUGUACCUGAAAUUUCAUAAGCGUUGUCUAAAUGACAGGAAGAAAUUGGGAAUUGGCUGCAGUGAGGAAAUGAAUACAUUGUACAGGUUUUGGUCAUAUUUCCUCCGAGAGAUGUUUGUUCGCUCUAUGUAUAAUGAAUUCUGUAAAUUUGCUCUUGAAGAUGCUGCCGCUAAUUACAAUUAUGGGAUAGAAUGUCUCUUCAGGUUCUAUAGUUAUGGCUUGGAGAAGGAAUAUCGAGAGGACCUAUACAAGGAUUUUGAGCAGCUCACCCUUGACUUCUAUCAUAAAGGCAAUCUUUAUGGUCUUGAAAAAUAUUGGGCAUUCCAUCAUUAUCGCGAUCAGAGAGAGCCUUUAAAGAAACAUCCAGAUUUGGAUAGGUUGCUGAAAGAAGAAUACUGCAGUUUGGAUGACUUCCGUGCCAAGGAGAAGAGUGCAAGCAUCAAAGAGGACAGCCAUUAGCCAGUGGUGUUCAAAUUACUUCUCACAAUUUUGAAAACCAAACCCUAUAGCUGGAGGAAGUUGGAGCUCAUGACCUGUGUGUUUCAUUUGGUUUGUACAAGGAGGAAAAGAAAGUUUUUGUACGCUAUUUGUAGUGGGGAUUGUUCCCACCACGUCUGUGAAGGCUGCUGCUGCUGACUCCUGACCUGAGGCCUAGAAAUUUGUCAUCCUGAAACAUUUUUUUGUUUUCUUGAGUAGUCUUGCCUGCAAAGCUUGAGGAGGUGGCUGACUGGUUGUGCAUUAAUUUGAGCUUACCCUCAGCAUUUUUGUACAUAUGGUAAAACUAACAAGGCUCAAUAUGAGAAAAAGAAAACAUUAAAUUAUGGUUGUACUGACCAUUGAAAAUUAAACAAUAAAAUGGCCAAGUUUUG